AAGAUUAAUCUUUCAAACAGGAGGGUGACUGUAAGUUUCUGAAAUGCCUCUUUUUCUAUAUUCCACUGACAGGUACAUCGACACCACCACCAGAACAGGUAACACCUGCUCCAGUAGAAGAGACUUCAGUCACGAACAAACAAGCAGAUAAAGUUGUUAAAGUAGAUCCACUGUUGGAAAACAAGCUUCUUGAGUAUCUCUGCAAUCCCUCAUUGACAUUUCCUGUAGAUUCUGUGCAGUUAACAACUUCUCUUUCAUCCAAGGCUGAGGGUGGAGUUUCCCAUGAAGCUGUAGAGAGCUUAUUACAAAAGUUUGCCAUUCAGGACUUCAUAAGUAUUAAACAUAGGACAUCACCAGAUGGAAAGCAAUGUACAAUAGUCACAACAAAAGAUCAUUUAAAGGUAUGGCAUUUUGUAGUGAUGAUGACAUGUUUCUGGGUCAUGUUGUUCACAGUAGCUUUGGAAACUCUUAGUACAGAGACAUCAGGGAAGAUGAGGAACUUAAAGUUAUUUCUAAUAUUUAGUUCCUACUGAAAUCUCAGACAUUCAGAAUUACUCAAGAAUACAAAUGUAGCCAUUAAUGCAGAAUAGAUGAUAUUUUCUCACUUGAAUAAUGCAAUCACAUAAACAGGUGAGAGCCUGUAAGAUAAAAUCAUUUUUGCUGUUUAUAAAUCUGUGUUGUCUUGUGGCACACAUGCGCUCCCUCGAAAAAAAGAAUACCAUCUAACAGUGUUUAACUACAGAUAUUUUAUAUUCACUUCAUCGCUUUCUCACAUUGUUACAAGGCUGGUAGAACUCCAGCUCCACCUUGAAGCACAUUUAUUAAUGUUAUCUCAAACAUUACCCUAUUCUUGUUUUUAAAUCAGUUAGAUGCUGUUUGCAGAGACCUAUCAUCAAAAGGUGUGUUUAUUUCACUUGUGUCAUCUCUUGUUUGGUUCAUCUUGUAGUCAAUCAAACCAAAGGGGCAUUUUUUUUGUACAAUCAAUUAUGUCAAUUCUGAUCUUGUUAUAAUAACAUGAUGCUGGGUACAAGCUCUGAUUAGUGUUCACAAGUCUUUAAAAAGUAUUGACUUGCUUUGUGACUACUUGGACUUUUUCUCCUGACAGUCUGUAGACUGUUCUUUAUUAACAAAAGAAAGAGUAUUUUGGUAAUAAUAAACAACUUUUUCAGGAGACAAGUCAACAUCAAAGAAAAGAAAAAGAGACAGUGAUUCUAGCAGUGAUGUGGUAUCGUCAUCAACUCCUGCUGAAAUGAAGCCCAGGCUUGAAUCAGUUGAUGACAUUGAGAGUCUUUUAUCAAUGCCAACUAUGAAGGAGAUGGAAAACAAAAAAGUUGGAGAAGAAAUUUUGGAUUUACUCAAUGUACCAUCACAUAAGGAACAAUCUACAGUUGAAAAAUUCAAGUCUCAAGGUGGAGCAUUUGUUCAUGAGUUCUGUGAUCAUGGCACAAGAGGAGAUUGUAGAAAGAACAAUCCACAGAGUCAACCUUGUAGGAAGGUCCACUUCAGAAAAAUUAUCCAAAAGCAUACAGAUGGUAAGUUUAUGUUUUGUGAAGAAUAUCUAGCUUUUUGGUCAGAUUAUUUUAAUUUCAUUGUUUACUAAAAAAAAUUCUUUUGAACUAGAAUGCGUUUUUUGAUGCAAUAAUGAUUGUGCAAGCAAUAAGGGGAAAUUUUACAUUUCGAUCAUUAAAACAUAUGAGUGAUUUUCCUCUCUUUUCUUUGAAGUAUUCUAAAAGAAACAGAAACAUUUUCUCUGCGU
Molecule: messenger RNA, 1756 nt
Organism: Orbicella faveolata
Lineage: Eukaryota; Metazoa; Cnidaria; Anthozoa; Scleractinia; Merulinidae
Product: N(6)-adenosine-methyltransferase catalytic subunit METTL3-like
Biological process (GO): mRNA modification; RNA methylation
Cellular component (GO): RNA N6-methyladenosine methyltransferase complex; nucleus
Molecular function (GO): mRNA m(6)A methyltransferase activity
Source: RefSeq, a predicted model, not a curated record